AUGCCUGGUUCUUCUAGUGGGCAUCCCGAUGCACGGGGCUCCCUUCAGUCCCCGCCGCCAUUUGCCGCGAGAGGUUGCUUCGAGUGUGGAGAUUUGGGUCAUAUCAAGAGGUUUUGUCCCCAUCUUACGGGAGGAUCAUCCCAGCAGAGGAGUCAGCUUUCAGCUUCAGCACUAGUUACUUCCCCACUCGCUCAGUUAGCUUGGGGUGGAGGUAUCGUCCCAGAUGAUAAUGCUGAAGAAGAUGAUAUUACUGGGAUGAUUCAUGAUGCUUAUGGAUAUGCGAAUACACCUGAUGCAAAUAAUCUUCCACACCAUAAUGAAGAACCAAAUUUGCAAGCACAAAAGUUCUACAAAUUACUUGAAGAUGCUGAGACAGAAAUUUAUCCUGGUUGUAAAAAUGUGUCCAAGUUGUCUUUUGUGGUUAGACUACUUCACUUGAAGUGCCUUAAUCAUUGGACCAACAAAUCAAUGGAUGACUUGUUGAGUUUCUUUAAAGAAGUUCUUCCGGUGGAGUCAUUUGUUCCAAAUUCUUUCUAUGAAGCAAAGAAAGUACUUCGAGACUUAGGCUUGGGGUACACCAAAAUAGAUGCAUGUCAGAAUGAUUGUAUCUUAUAUUGGCGCGAGCAUGCCAAUGCACAGUCAUGUCCUAAGUGCGGUGAGUCUAGAUGGAAGUCAAAAGAGAAUGGAGGCAAGAAAGUAGCUCAUAAAGUCUUACGACAUUUUCCUACCAAACCAAGACUGCAGAGAUUAUACAUGGCAAGAGAGACAGCAAAAAAGAUGAGGCGGCAUAAGGAGGAACAUGUUGAUGAUGGUAUCUUGCGACAUCCGUCUGAUGCAAUGGCAUGGAAAUCUUUUGAUGAGAAACAUCCCAGCUUUUCUGCUGAAUUAAGAAAUGUUCGAUUAGGUUUAGCAAGCGAUGGGUUCCAGCCUUAUGGGAACAUGAGUUCCAACCGUAGCAUAUGGCCAGUCGUACUAGUUCCGUAUAAUUUACCCCCCUGGGAUUGCAUGAAGAGUGAGUAUUUCAUGAUGACAAUUCUUAUUCCAGGUCCUAAGUGUCCAGGCAAUGAUAUAGAUGUAUAUUUACAACCGAUGAUUAAAGAAUUAAAAGAAUUAUGGGAAGGAGUAGAAAAUUAUGAUGCACACUCAAAAUCUAACUUUAUGAUGCGUGCGGCUAUCAUGUGGACAAUUAAUGACUUUCCUGAAUAUGGGAACCUUUCAGGAUUGUCAACCAAGGGCAAAUUUGCAUGCCCUUGUUGCCACAAAGAUACACAAUCGAUUUCAUUACGUAGUAAAUUGUGUUAUAUGGGGCAUCGUUGCUUCCUUCCAUUAGACCAUCCAUGGCGCAAAAAUAAGAGGUUAUUUGAUGGGAAAGUGGAAAAGGGAGUUGCACCUAAUCCUUUAAUAGGUGAUGAUGUACUUAUGCAACUACAAGGGUUGGGUAACGUGACUUUCGGUAAAGGGCAAAAGCGAAAGCGUAAUGCCCCUAAUAAUGCUUACAAUUGGAAGAAGAAAAAUCUUGAUAUCUUAGAGGCUGAAAUUACUAUCACAUUGUGCAAGUUCCAAAUGGUUUUCCCUCCUGCGUUUUUCGAUGUCAUGGUUCAUUUGCCCAUUCAUUUGGCAAGAGAGGCAAAACUAGGUGGACCAGUUCAAUAUCGGUGGAUGUACCCUUUUGAAAGGUAUUUGCGAAUACUUAAGUCGUAUGUUUGCAACUAUGCUCGUCCUGAAGGCUCAAUUGCAGAAGGUUAUUUGGCAGAAGAAAGCCUCACAUUUUGCUCGCGCUACUUAAAAGAAUAUCUCAACCAAGUUCAAUAG
Nicotiana attenuata is the source of this 1812-nucleotide messenger RNA. RefSeq lists its product as uncharacterized. The record is from RefSeq and is a predicted model, not a curated record. Gene Ontology annotation, molecular function: nucleic acid binding; zinc ion binding. Lineage: Eukaryota; Viridiplantae; Streptophyta; Magnoliopsida; Solanales; Solanaceae. The coding region runs from base 1 to 1812 and encodes 603 amino acids. The transcript has 5 exons.